AUGCGCAAGCUACUCACAGCUCAACGCCAAAUUCUCCGCCAGGACCACAGCGGCGGUGUAGGCUACUUCCUCUUCUCCGACGUCUUCUCCCCCUCCUCCAAAACCGCCCACUUCAACCGCGCCGUCUCCCUCAUCCGCGCCGACAAACGCUGCACCUCUCUGCUCGGCCCGGGCUCCGAAAUCGCAGCAUUCGGCGAAGUGUCGUGGUCGCGAUUAGCACGGAAUCGCUACAUCAGCAGCACCGAGGAGACGGAUAGGUGGGGCACUGAGCAUAUGCGCUUCAGGUUUUAUGUGGAAGGACCGCUGGGCCAGGGCGUGGUGCAUGUCCAUUUGAUCAAGAGGCCGAGCCAGGGCGACUUUGAGUAUCAGGAGUUGGCAGUGGAUGUCAAGGGACAUCAGCGGAUUAGUCUGAUUGAUGAGGAGAAGAAGGGGAGUGUAGCGCCGAAGAUAUUUGGGGCGCGGUGGUGGUAG
Molecule: messenger RNA, 471 nt
Organism: Parastagonospora nodorum SN15
Lineage: Eukaryota; Fungi; Ascomycota; Dothideomycetes; Pleosporales; Phaeosphaeriaceae
Exons: 2
Coding region: 1-471 (156 amino acids)
Biological process (GO): protein import into mitochondrial matrix
Cellular component (GO): TIM23 mitochondrial import inner membrane translocase complex
Source: RefSeq, a predicted model, not a curated record